AUGGCCGAGAAGCGGAGGGGCUCGCCGUGCAGCAUGCUAAGCCUUAAGGCGCACGCCUUCUCCGUGGAGGCGCUGAUAGGCGCCGAGAAGCAGCAACAGCUUCAGAAGAAGCGACGAAAGCUGGGCGCGGAAGAGGCAGCGGGGGCCGUAGAUGACGGAGGCUGCAGCCGCGGCGGUGGCGCCGGUGAAAAGGGUUCCUCCGAGGGAGACGAAGGCCCUGCGCUCCCGCCAUCGGCUGGGGCGGCAUCUGGACCCGGCCGGAGCUGCGCAGACCUGGAACGGAGCUGCGGCUCCCGUGGAGCCGCGGGCGGCUGUGAGGACGGCUUCCUGCAGGGCGCUUCCCCGCUGGCGUCCCCGGGAGGAUCCCCGAAGGGGUCCCCGGCGCCCUCCCUGGCACGGCCGGGAACCCCGCUGCCCUCGCCGCAGGCCCCGAGGGUGGAUCUGCAGGGAGCAGAGCUCUGGAAGCGCUUUCACGAGAUCGGCACGGAGAUGAUCAUCACCAAGGCGGGCAGGCGCAUGUUUCCAGCAAUGAGAGUGAAGAUCUCAGGACUAGAUCCUCACCAGCAGUAUUACAUUGCCAUGGAUAUUGUGCCAGUGGACAACAAAAGAUACAGGUAUGUUUACCACAGCUCUAAAUGGAUGGUGGCGGGUAAUGCUGACUCCCCUGUGCCCCCACGGGUGUACAUCCAUCCAGACUCGCCUGCCUCAGGAGAGACUUGGAUGAGACAAGUGAUCAGCUUUGACAAGCUGAAGCUCACCAACAAUGAACUGGAUGACCAAGGCCAUAUUAUUCUUCAUUCUAUGCACAAAUACCAACCACGGGUCCAUGUCAUCCGUAAAGACUGUGGGGAUGAUCUUUCUCCCAUCAAGCCUGUUCCAUCUGGGGAGGGAGUAAAGGCAUUCUCCUUUCCAGAAACUGUCUUCACAACUGUCACUGCCUAUCAGAACCAACAGAUUACUCGCCUGAAGAUAGAUAGGAAUCCAUUUGCCAAAGGCUUCCGAGACUCUGGGCGUAACAGAAUGGGUUUGGAAGCCCUUGUGGAGUCAUAUGCAUUCUGGAGACCUUCACUACGGACUCUCACCUUUGAAGAUAUCCCUGGAAUUCCCAAGCAAGGAAAUACAAGUUCUUCCACAUUGCUCCAAGGCUCUGGGAAUGGCGUUCCUGCCACCCACCCUCAUCUUUUGUCUGGAUCCCCUUGCUCCUCUCCUGCCUUCCACCUGGGGCCCAACACCAGCCAGCUGUGUAGCCUGGCCCCGGCUGACUACUCCGCCUGUGCCCGCUCUGGCCUCACCCUCAACCGCUACAGCACAUCCUUGGCCGAGACCUACAACAGGCUCACCAACCAGCCUGGCGAGACCUUCGCCGCGCCCAGGACUCCUUCCUAUGUGGGCGUGAGCAGCAGUACCUCGGUGAACAUGUCCCUGGGCGGCACGGAUGGGGACACUUUCAGCUGCCCACAGACCAGCCUGUCCAUGCAGAUUUCGGGGAUGUCCCCCCAGCUUCAGUACAUCAUGCCUUCACCCUCCAGCAACGCCUUUGCUGCUAACCAGACCCAUCAGGGUUCCUAUAACACGUUCAGGUUACACAGCCCCUGUGCCUUGUAUGGAUAUAAUUUCUCCACAUCCCCCAAACUGGCUGCCAGUCCUGAGAAAAUUGUUUCUUCCCAAGGAAGUUUCUUGGGGUCCUCACCGAGUGGGACCAUGACCGAUCGGCAGAUGUUGCCCCCUGUGGAAGGAGUGCACCUGCUUAGCAGUGGGGGUCAGCAGAGUUUCUUUGACUCUAGGACCCUAGGAAGCUUACCUCUGUCAUCAUCUCAAGUGUCUGCACAUAUGGUCUGAUGAAUCCUUGAAGUGAAACCAUACUCAGAUUGGUCUAAUGUAUUUUCUUUCUUCAUUUUUU
Molecule: messenger RNA, 1900 nt
Organism: Neomonachus schauinslandi (Hawaiian monk seal)
Lineage: Eukaryota; Metazoa; Chordata; Mammalia; Carnivora; Phocidae
Gene: TBX18
Product: T-box transcription factor 18
Exons: 8
Coding region: 1-1839 (612 amino acids)
Biological process (GO): regulation of transcription by RNA polymerase II; positive regulation of DNA-templated transcription; cell fate specification
Cellular component (GO): nucleus
Molecular function (GO): DNA-binding transcription factor activity, RNA polymerase II-specific; RNA polymerase II cis-regulatory region sequence-specific DNA binding
Source: RefSeq, a predicted model, not a curated record